AUGCCACCGCCACCAAAGAGCACCGAAGACGUCCAGGUCGCUGCCUCCAACCAGACUCUAAAUGCCUUCCUAGGCGGGCGCAGGCCGUCGUGGUACCAGAACACCAAGAGCACGACUGGUCUGAAGCCAAGGAAAUCCACAGUCCGCCCAGUUUCUCAAUCGAAAGCAGCCGAGAAGCGUGUGCGCAAAACCCCUGUUACGGAGAACGGGGACGGGGUCAAGGACGUGGCCCCAGACGACCAGAGAGCUUCGCAAAAACACGAUCAGCAACUGGUCACGGCAGCACCAAGAGACGGCUCACUCCUCCCUUCGCCGGCUCUGACAAACGAACUUAGCCCGGCCCUUUCAACUCGCCAUGCGAGUCCAAGCGAACAGACGGGCACCGAAUCAUUCCGGACUGAGGAUCGUAAUACAGAAGCCGAACUGCGCGCACUCCGACAAUCGCCUGCCGCGAGCCAGCCAUCACCCGCCACGACAGAAACUCCUCAACCCGUUGAUGUUGGCAUGGUUCACAUUGAGCAUGGCCCAAAGCCCCGGCCGACCCAAGCGACUUCGGAGCCAGUUUCCUCUCAGGCCGGCUCGCCCACGGCACAGAGCGUUGCUCCUCCUCCCGUCUCGACAGCGUCGCCCAAACCCCAAACACCGACAACACCAGUCUCCGGCCCGACUGAAUCCGUUGCUCCAAGAACGACAAAUAUUAGGCCGUCCUUAACCAGGAAAAGAACCAGACCCUCUUCCACUUCUGCCGACAAUCGAGCGCCCCAGCGGCCUCGCACAGGCAUGCCGCAUGAACAUUCAGCAAUAACAGACCUCGCUGGGCAGUGGCAGCACUAUUGCCAACAACUUGAUAACAGAAUCGCCGCUUGUGGUGGGUGGGCUAACUUGGGAAGUGGGAUCGAGUCGCCUAGGUUCAAGUAUCUUAGAGAUGCUCUCUUAGCCGGCGAUGGCUUUUACGUGCUCCUCCACCAGUUGUUGUGUCUUUGGUCCCUGGAUGCUGAUAGGGCGUACGGAACAUUCCCGACUCUGGAACGGGCUACGAUUGACCACGGAUUCGGCUUUCUCACUAACAUUCUUCGCCCCAAUUCACUCCUAGCCUACAAUUCCUUGGUAUGGUUCGCGGAAUUCCCAAAACCCGUGUCUGGGGAUGGCAUGCUUGCAAUUCCUUCGUUGGCACCUCGUAUUGGUACUUUCCUGACUGCAUUUGUCCUACGCUGGGACCGAAUGCUUGCUCAGGCAAAGACACGGAAAUAUCCAUUGACAGCCUUCGAGCUGGGACCAACUCUGAAUUGCGAUUCGAGAAUCUUGCAGGGAACUUUUUUCACAGUCAGUCGGAGGGUUGUUGGUAUUGGGGACUCCGUUGCCGGGCAGCUGAAUGCUGUCUUUUGUAAAGACCAGGAGGAUGAAGCUCACCUGAGGGAAAUCGGGGCUCCAGCAGAUCUCAUUCAAAAGUAUCGACAGGAGCGGAUUCGCCAUUACUCAGACCUUGCUCGGGAGGCUAAGCAAGCAGAAACGAGUCGUUCACCAAGCGCGUCUUCCUCGGUACAACCUCAACGAGCGCAGACGUUUCCAACUGCAUCGGCGCCACCAACCCCAACUUCCGGUUCCCCAGCUCAAUCAGGGCAGAUGCUUCCCAGUCAACUCAUUGCACCGAACGUUGCCAUGCCUAUCCCUGCUCUUCCUAGAUCUAAUAGCAUACCAACAGGCGUGCCCCUUCAUAUCCUCCAAGCCCAACAGCAGGCAGUUGGUCAGCAUCCAAAUGCCAUCACUCAGAUGAAUCAUCUCCAGCCAAACUCUCACCCAUCAUCGCCCCAAACCAACCCGUCGCCGAUUUCAGUGAGCAUGGCGCCACUUCCAUCUCCAACACACCCCCAAGCGACGCAGGUGAUGUCUUAUCCUUCACCUCAUUAUCAUCAGCAACAUUUUCAACCGGCCAUGCAACAUGCCCCGCAGUUUGCACCGUCGCGCCAGUAUCCGCAGCAAUAUCACCCUCAGCAAGCUCAACAGAUUUUGCCAAGUCAGCGAAUUCCUCACCAACCCCCAGUCCAUCCACAGCAUGUUCUGCCAAACCAACAGAUUCCUUAUGCCCUUCAAAUCCCGCAGUCACAGCAUGGGCGCCCUGUUCAGCAAGCCCAUGAGCCACGGCAUCCGGCUCCAUCAAUUGCACAACUUGGACAGAGCCAACGGGGUAUGCUCCACAUGCCCAAUAAUAUACCUCCACAUGCUGCGAACUCCCGGACAGUCUCAGCCAAUGGUGUUGCUGAUGCUGGGGGCGUCCAAUAUCAAAACCUACAGAUCGCAGCACAACGAGUUCGGCGAAUUCCUGAGCAUGAAUACCCCAGUAGCCCGUAUGAUUGGCUUUCUCACGCGUCAGCAGCGCACUUGUCAACCCUUCGGAGCCCAGAACGCAGAGCUGCGCGUCAGCUCCCGUCUCUUGUACGGCACUACCAACAAGUCUCUGACUUUGCGUUUGGGCCGAUGAGAUUUCCGCCUCAGACGGGUCCCAGAAGUCUGGGUUUUACUGUAUCACAUGAUAGCUUGGCUAGAAUACCGCUGGCUUUCGAGAGUGAGGUCGGCCUACCGGUUCGCUAUUACGGAGAUGGGUCACUUCGAUAUCGUUUACGGCUUUGUAUGCGCCCCGAGUCCGAUGAUACAGUAUCGCCAUCGGACUGGGUGGUUUCCCCUACUCACUGGCCCCAGGCGAUUUUCCCCGCCUUAAACGGCCAAUCCCUGAUGGUUCGCCGGAAGCAGCACUUUCACCAUGAUCUCCCAGUUGACCUGUCGGACUUGGUGGUUAAAGGGGAUAAUGUUGUCAGGAUUAGUUUCCCCGAUAAACCGGUCAACUACAAAAAGGGGAUGACGUAUUUCGUUGCCAUUGAAAUCGUGAGUACCAUGUCGCACGACGUUGUGACGUCCAUGGUAUUAGAAGCACCCCCGAUCUCAGCCGAGGAAACCGGAGCUGAGAUUAAACGACGACUGAAACCGUCCCAGUCUGACGAUGUCGUGGUCGAGGACAAUACAUUCUGCAUCAAUGUUGCAGACCCGUUCAGUUCCUCCUUGUUUGAAGUCCCAGUCCGUGGAGUUGAAUGUAAACAUCUGGAUUGUUUCGACCUGGAAACAUGGCUACAAACUCGCCAAGGAAAACCGGGCGGAGGACUCGAGGAGCCUUCAAUGGCCGAUAACUGGAAAUGCCCUAUCUGUUUCCUUGAUGCUCGCCCAAGCAGCCUUCGCGUGGAUGAAUUCUUUGCUGGAGUACGCAAGGGCCUGCUUGCGCAGGGCUUGGGCAAGACGAAAAAGAUCCUAGUUACGGCCGAUGGUAGUUGGACUGCAGUUCCCGAACUGGACGAUUCAGAGGACGAGUCCCCCAUCCAGCCGAACCGUUCUGUCGGCGAGAGGAUUAAUCAGAAGAAAGCCACAGCACCGGCGAACAUCAUUGAGAUAGAUGAUGACUGA
Molecule: messenger RNA, 3450 nt
Organism: Clonostachys byssicola
Lineage: Eukaryota; Fungi; Ascomycota; Sordariomycetes; Hypocreales; Bionectriaceae
Source: the annotation of a GenBank genome assembly